AUGAGCGACAAAGCCGAGAUGAGAGGGCCCAUAACCCGGCGGAGGAGGACCACGAUCUCCGGCGGCGGAGGAGCGGUCGGCGUCAAACAAGCCAACGGGAGCAAGCAGGAAGAUGCCGGCGAGAAACCCCCGCAGUAUCCCGCUAAAACCAAGACGGACGAGGUGUCAAGGCAUGCUAGUAACGGGAAGGUGGGCAGAGAGAAGGGGCAGCUCUCGGACAGUCCGCGGAAACAGAGGAGCGUGGCAGAAGACAUCAACCAGAGACUCAGGUAGACGCGAUUCCCAAAAUACGUGUCCAGACAGCCUCAUUUCAGGGCCACAUCAAACCUUUACUACUGUCCUUAAUUCUGGGGUUACAUUCCUCGUUAAUGUGGGGGUGUCUUAUAUUUUCCUCCCUUGCUUGCUAAAUAUCUUGUUGGGUUUUUUUUUUACCAAGAGUUGAGUAUGAGGGAGAGAUCUGGCAUUAAAGAGACCACUGUCCUAAGUUAAACUAAAGAAUAGCAACAUACUGUCACACUUAGUGUUCAAUGAAAAAUGACUCAAUGAUGGGAAACAAUGGCAAUGCUGGGAGUUAAAGAAAACUUUAUUGUUGUAAUGAUUGUAACCCAGGAUGUUAUGGGUUUUAAUCUGUGAAAAACGCAAACUGCAUCAACUGUUUUUACAUGUAACCAGGAUAGUAAUCUCAUUCAGGAAUCAAACUCAAACACCUGGAAUUGGAAAAGAGCCCACUGCUUGGUGGUCUGAAGAAAUACCAGAAAGCUAUAUGAUUGAAAGCUAUCGCACAAACUUUAAGACACAUCAAUAUUGGUGAAAGGUGGUGUGCCUUAUCAUAUAGCUUUGUAGAAAGAACAAGUCAAGGAAUAUUGAGUGAGAGAGAAGACACAAUGCUGUGACCCUUACCCUUAAUACCCUGUUCAUCUGAUGCCUGACACAUCAAUCUUACAUUUAAAACAUGCAUUUGUUUGAGGGGGAACCUGCUUUAACUUACUAGUCUAACAUACCAAGACUCCAGCUAUGUUUUUACACGUUUUUCACCUUUUUGCUCAGUUAAAGUGAUAAUGCAACACUGUUUUGGAGUCUUGCCAUGGACGGGGUGAACUGUCACUUUCCUGUAUUACAGCAGAUGUGAAACAAUGAAGACACAUGCUUUUGCAACCCUGCGCUCGCUGACUACGUCCCUGCUUGCACGUUCUGCCUUGUGUGUAUAAUUGCACCCAUUGAGAAAUCCCUUCAGUCCUGUCUAGCUAGUUCUCCUUCACUUCCUCCUCCAUAACCUCACAUACGUUGUGUAUUUUCCUCUUGGGAAUUAUCCUCUGCUUUGUGUGACAGUCUUGUUUCUUCUAAACUGAGGGAGAAGUCCUCAUUUCUCCUUUUACCUCACUCUUCAAUCUUGACCCUGUUUUCUCCCUGUAAACACGGUUGUGUAAAAAUUCUUACUGGAUGAAUGGUUUCAGUUUAUCUAACGCUCUUUGCACAGUUGGAUCAAUAACUUUUUAACCUGAUGCUGUUGCAAAACAACACUAGCUUCCUUAUUUUGAUCAGUGUAUUUAAAGGCAGUAAUGCAAAAAAAUAAAUAGAUAAAUAUUGCAAUACAUGUAAUAUCUAAAAGUUAGAAUACGCGGUUGUUCUGAAAGAUACUAUGUGCCUUGCAGCUGAACAGUCCAGAAAGAAACAGUUUGACAAAUUGAACACAUCUGAACAAUACAAUUGUAGUGUUAGUGUUAAGAGUAUAAAGUGGCUCCCAUCACUGUAAUGUCAAAUGAGUGGAAUGUGACUAAUUUUCUCAGAGUUGGUGCAUCCUACUCUGACUCAUCUGUGGAGUAACCAUGACUCAUGAGUCUUGUCUUCAAUCCUGCUCUCCUCUCUCUCAAAUCAAAUACAAAUAUUUCACAGUCACCAAAUGCUCAGCCAGCCGGCCCGCUCUCUUGCCAUAAUUAAGCCUCUUCAAAAAUGCAUCCUAAUGUUUCCUUCACAGAGGUUUGACUACGACCAUGCAUAAUAAUUUUACUCCUAAGCUCAUGGAGAUGAUGUGGACGUACGGAAUUUAAAGAGCUUUAUGAUCAAUAAAACUGCUGACUAUGUGUUUCCCUCCAGCUGUCAUGUCCUCCAAGAGUCUCUCCUGAGCUCAGCCAGUGGCUACAGCAACUACAGAGGAAUCCUCAACUGGUGUGUGGUCAUGCUAGUGAGUAAAAACUACUUUACAUGAACUUUACUGAUACUUUCAAACUUAUAUUUGGGAUAAUCUGUUAAUUCUGGACGGUGAUGAUCUGCAGUUGACACCUUACUCCAUAUUUUAACUAAAUGAAUUGAUUCACUCUGGAAGUUUUACUCUGUUUACAUCAAUGAGUAAAUGUUAGUAGUAUUCUAUCUAUCUGUGAAGAGUGCAAAACAUGAGACACACCACCACAAAGUGCCAGCCAACACAGUACAGUACUCACAUAGAAACCGUUACAUCAACACUAUGUGACACAUAAAGGUUGCCUGUGAAAAGUCUGACAAGUUGCUUUUCAUGUUCUGUCUCUUCACACAAACCACAUAACCACACAUUCACCCAUGGCCCUGUCUAAACUUCCUGUAUUUUCUCCUUUACAACUCAGAUGAAGGGGUGUGUUUAUUUGUCACAGUUUAAUCUCUGUGAACUUUCACAGUCAUCAAAAAGCUGACAUUUCUAUGUUAACAGACUGCUCUGUUAGGCUGACAGUGAAUAUCUUAAGGACUUAUGUGACACUAAGGAACACGAUGAAUGUGAAAGCGGUGGAGGAAUUUUUAUCAUCCCUGAGUCAUUCGAGAGAGAUUAAAAAAUGUGAUUAUAGAGUACAAACUGAACCUUUGUGUCUAAUCCAUGUCCAUGACUAUUUCUUUAUUUAAAUCACAAGUUUAAUGUUAGGGAUAGUAGGGCUGGGCGAUAUGCCUCAAAUCAAUAUCAGGAUAUAAUGAGCAGUUCACCUCGAUAACGAUAAAUGGACGAUAACUACGAUAACUACUCCACAAGCUGCUCACCCCCUCCCACAUUAACUUUGUCUACUCUAGCCGCUACAACUUUUGAACUGUCCUCCUUCUCCUCACCUGUUUUUCCCUCUUUUUUUUAUGGACUGGAUGGGGUGGAGUCAUGUCUCUGAUGUAGGACAGCGUCUUAAAGGGACAUGAGAUCAUAGCCUACCUACACACAUCCAAAACCAACUUUUAUUUAUUUAGUUUUUUUGACACCAAUUAUACUGAUAUGGGCAAAAUGACGUUGGUUAUUGUCAUAAAUUUUGGUAUCGGUAAAUAUUCGAUUUAUCGCCCAGCCCUAAGAGUAUUAUUAUCACGCUUAUAUGCAUUUUAGAAUCCUGAGAGGGUGAGCAGGACCCCAUCAUCUGACUGAUGUCUUCCUCUACAAGCUGAGUCAACAUGCUUCAGCAGUGAACUUGUUUCUCUUCCCAAAAAUCCAAAACCAACAUAUAACUGAAAGAUGAAUCUUCCAGCAGGGUCAUUUUCAUGAAUAAUCCUGCAAAGAGCCUGUGUAUGCCUGACAGUCGGUGCUUACAAAUCUUAAGUAUGCUGGUAGGAUCUGAGAAGGAUCACUUGAAAGCUGUGUCAGAUGCCACUUUCAAAAUCGUAUGAGAGAAAUUAAACAAGCAGGAGCUCCUGUUAUCUCCUGUUUCACACAAUGUUGAGGCUGCAGUGGAAAGUAGGCCAGUUUUUAAGACGGACUGAGGUUGCCUUGAUGAGUGAGCUUUGUUCUGUUGAUUUAAUUUUAGAGUAUGUGCUGGCUUUUCACAAUCUUGCAACCCAGCCAAAUGCUAGCCUAAAGUUUCGGGUUAAAUAUAGAGUAAACAUUUCAAAAGCAGGUUUCACAGUCUCUCUGUGGAGGUUGCAGCACUGAUCACAGACGUGUCACAGUUAAAGACCGUCCCUUUGGGCUGAGGUCGCUUCAGGAUAAACAAACUUUCUGCUGUGGCUGAGUUAAAGCGUGUGUGUGAGCGUCUGUGUCUUCAAAAGCACCCUGCAGUGUCUCUAAACACCCAGUUUCUGUUCGUAUUUGGAUAAGCGUGGAGGAUACAAAUAGCCAGUUAGCUGUAAUCCUUAUGAAACUGAAAUGGUCAGACUAGGAAUCGACCUGUUAACAUGUGUGCAUGUGUAUCCUUGCAAAUGUGCGCAUCCAUGCACAUGCAUAGCCUAAUGCAAAAUGAUUCUUAUAACUUGUCCUUACAUUUUGGUAUAAUUUCAGUGUUUCUUUGUGAGUUUUGUGCAUUUACAAGCGCCUGUGUGUGCUCCGAGUGUGGUUGUGUGGGUUUGCACAAAUCAAGUCUAAUUUAGCAGCUGUGUGACAGGAUUAACCCCAUCUUUGAAAGAGUAUAUCUGCGUGACGACCAAGUCCUCUACUUCAUGGUCAGCUGGGACAGUUGAUGCUGCUCGCUUCAGACUGUUUUUAGGAAGUCUUUAGGAUUAGACCGUAAGACCGUAAAGUGGAACCAUUUUAGUGUGUAUGUGUGUGUAUAUGUGUGCAUUCAAUAGCUUAGUUGUGUAAUUUGUCCUUGAUAGCCAGGACAGUCGGCUAAAUUCCUAAAAAUUUCAUCUGCAGUAGAUGAGAGUUUCACUUCUCUUCAUUUUUACACCCUGAAUGUUGACAAAUUCAUGCACACUGAUGAAAUGUAUUUCCUGGUUUUUAAGUAUUAAAGAAACAUCUGCUGUAUUUAUCAUAUUGUCUUAAAGUUCUUGUAACCUUGCAGUGUUUUUUGACUGGUACCAGCCCAGUCUUGUCAAGCUAGUCGUGUUUGUUGUGACAGCAGCGUGCCUCACUGAUGUUAUCGGGUAACUAAGGAAACCGUGAAAAAAAUUGGACUAAAAUUAGGUGUUUUGCUGAGGCACUUUUAAACCCAGUCCUCGAAAAACCUUCUUGUCUGCGACGUAAAGUCUUGAGUGGUGACUCCUUGGAGACAAAUACCUCCACUACAGCUUAAUCAGCUCGUCAUACAGCAGCAUGUUUAAGGUUCACUUUGAGCGAGCUGCAGGAAUUAACCCGCAACAAGAAAUACUCGCAGUAUGUUAAGCAGAUUGACAUUGGUGCUGCAUAAUCCGUGAGCCCCCUGAUAGAUUAGUCUUUUAACAUGCUGUACCUUGGGGCCCUGGAUAAUAUGGAGGUGUAAAGCAGAAAUUAGAGACGUUUGGGAUAAAUCACAAUGAUGUUGAUACUUGAGAAACUAAAACCAUCCCAGCAUGUGAUGCGAAAACACAAUCGGUGCUUCAGCUGGUUCAUAUUGUCCUCUCUGAUGUGCAGCCAAACAUCCUGUGAAUGGAUUAAAUGACAAUGAGAGAAGUGUCUGACAGUGUGAAACCUUACAGUGCCAGCUGCUGUAAACACACAGUAUAUGCCUGUUAGUGUUCAGCUGGCUGUGAGCUGUAGAUUUGUCUUGAAGGCAGUGCAAAAUGUUCGACCAUUCAAGUCUUUGGUGGCAUCAGUUUUCCCAGGUCGGCUUUGUGUGUCAAGCUCUGUGUUCCGCCAACCGCAGUAGCUGUUGCUAUUUUUAAACGCGUCUCCUGUCUGUAGAAAGGGACACGGAAACACGAUUAAACUGGACAUGUCAUUUUGAAAAGUUCUAAUAGUUCCUGGUACAAAAAAAACCUCAUGAUGAGCGGAUAACUUUCAUCUGGUUCUCACUGCAUCACGUUUGUCACAGCAGGCUAAAAUGACAUUUCUUGACUGGAUACCACUUUAGCAGUUGUUUGUUCUGAAAUACACUUAUGGUGCAACUUAAGACACAUCAUCAGUGUUGGCACCUGGGUUCACUGGGUGUUUCGGGUCUUGCAACAGACACCCUCGCCCAGGGGACCCAGCCGGGGUGAUCAAGUCCCGGCUUGUGUCUUAAGAGCAUGUGUCCACGGAUCACCCCGUUUGAUCCACAGCCAUCUGGACGCCUUCUCUGCUGCGUCACAGAUGUUCUUAAUGGCUCGCCUGUUGUGCAGUCCCCCCAUUCCCAGCAUCUUGAGAGCCCUGAUGAGGGACUGGCCAGCGAAUCCUCUGCAUCCGACCUCGAUGGGGUUGCACCGGGUCCUCCAUCCCCUGCUUCGGCAUUCACUUGCCAGCUCCUCAUACUUGGCUUUCUUUCUCUCAAAGGCCUCCUCCAUCCUGUCUUCCCAGGGAACAGUCAACUCCAGCAGGACCACUUGCCUUGUUGUUUCAGACACCAGGACCAUGUCUGGCCUGAGCGUGGUCACUGCGAUGUUCUCCGGGAAUUUGAGCUGUCUCCCUAGGUCGACUUUCAGCUGCCAGUCACGGGCUGUUGCCAGCAGCCCCCCUGCUUGCCUCCUGAGCUGCUGCGGCUUCUCCCCAGCCUUAACGAAGGCGAUGGUCUGCCUUGAUGGUUGUGUGUGUUUGCUGGUGGAGAUGCCUGUGUUGAUGGCCUCCGCAAUGACCCGUAGCACUUGGUCAUGGCGCCAGCGGUAGCGCCCCUCUCCCAGUGCUCUUGGGCAGCAGCUCAAGAUGUGUUCCAGUGAUCCUGCUCUUUGGCAGAGAGGGCACAGUGGGUUCUCAGCCAAGCCCCAGCGGUGGAGGUUGGAUGGGCUUGGGAGGACGUCGUAGACCGACUGAAUGAGGAACUUGAUCCGGUGAGGCUCAGAGCGCCAUAGCUCUGACCACGAGACCUUCCGGGCAGCUGCCUCCUCCCAACGGGUCCACGCCCCCUGCUGCCGCAUCCCCACUGUCUUGCUGCAGCGGGCUUCCUCCACCCCUGCUCGGACCUCCUCCUGGAUCAGCUGACGCCUUUCCUUCCCCUUGGCCUUGUUAUAUGAAGGUCUCGGGUUGCUCCCAAGUCCUGCCCGUCCGGAUGCCACCGUUCCCACCAGCUCACUGUGCCGCAAGCGGGACUCAGCCUGAUCGACUGCCUCUUGAGCACACCACUUCCUGCCGGUCCUCACUUCUACACCUGCCGAGGAGACUUUGAUGUCACUUGAGUCCCUAUACAGCAGCACCUCUCUUGCACGGGUAACCAUAAACUCCUCCGUCAGACUGCUGAAGGGUAGGUUAAGUUUGUUGCUCUUCCCGUACAAUGCGAUGCUGCUGAGGCUUCGUGGUAGGCCCAGCCACUUCCGCAAGAAAGAGCUGACCUUCCUCUCGAAGCACUCGACGGUGGUCACAGGCACAUUAUAAACCAGCAGUGGCCAGAGAAGUCGAGGUAGGAUGCCAUGUUGGUAAAUCCAGGCUUUGAACUUGCCUGGUAGCCCCGACUUAUCCACUGCCGUCAGCCAGGUUCCCAACUCCUCUGAUGUUGCUUGGAGUGCUGUGGUGUCCUUCAAGGUGCAGUCGUAGAUCUUGCCCAGGCUCUUAACUGGCUUUUCACCCACAGAUGGAAUCAGGGUAUCUCCUAUUGAGAAGCGAAACUUCUCUGCGACCUUCCCCUUUCUCACCACCAGGGACCUGGAUUUGGCUGGCUUGAAGUUCAUCCGGGCCCAGCUGACGAGAUGUUCCAGGCCUUGGAGGAUCCAUCUACAGCCCGGGACAGAUGUUGUAGUCACCGUCAGAUCAUCCAUAAAUGCUCUGAUGGGGGGCUGUCGCGUACCUGAGUUGGUGAGUGGUCCUCUGCACUCCACCUCUGCUGACUUCACCAGCAUAUUCAUGGCCAAGGAAAACAGUACCACAGAAAUGGUGCAUCCUGUGAUAAUGCCCUUCUCAAGCCGAUGGAAUGCAGAUGUUAUUGUUCCGGAAGUGACUCUCAAACUGAAGCAGCUGUAGUAGUCCAGUAUGAGGUCCUUGAUCUUGCCUGGAACAUGGUGUCGGUCGAGCGAGAUUUCCACCAGCUUGUGUGGCAUGGACCCGUAGGCGUUGGCAAGGUCGAGCCAAAGGACUGCCAGAUCUCCUCUGCCUUCUCUUGCUUCCCGGAUCAGCUGGGUGACAACUCCUGUAUGCUCGAUGCAUCCUGGGACCUUUGGGACUCCUCCCUUCUGCACAGAGGUGUCGAUGUAAGUGUUCCUCAGGAGGAACUCCAUCAAGCGCCGGGCAACGAUGCUUAAGAAAAUCUUGCCCUCGAUGCUGAGGAGUGAGAUGAUCCUGAAUUGCUCGAUGGUGGUUGAGCUCUCCUCCUUUGGAAUCCAGACUCCCUCUGCAUGUCUCCACUGCUGGGCCACCUUCCCCCUUCUCCAGAUGACCCGGAGGAUUGACCAUAGUCGCUUCAAGAGUCUGGGGCAUCUCUUGUAGACCACAUAUGGCACUCCACUGGGGCCUGGUGCUGACUUGGACCUAGCUGCCUUGACAACCUCCUCAACUUCUCUCAAAGUUGGCUCCUUGGUGUUAAAUGCCGAGGUGGGUUCUGGCGGAGUUAUCAGGGUUCUGCAUGGCCCAAGAUCUUCUUCUCUUGCACUAUCACUGUAGGUGGUAUUGAGGUACUUGUUAACCUCGUCUUCAGUGCAGGCAAGGUGGCCACUUCUUUUCUGCCCGAGGAUUUUCUUGGUGAAGCCAAAGGGAUUUGAGAUGAAGGCUGCACGUCUCCUGGCCCUCUCUCUACCCCUUCUCCUAUGCCACUCUGCUCGACGGAGGAUGAUGAGCCUUUUCCUUAUUGUGCUGCGGAGCUCUGCCAGCCCGGCCUUCUCUUCCUCCCUUGCCACCUUAAACUGUCGUCCAAGCAGUUUAAGUUCCUGCCGCAGCUGGCUGAUCUUUACCUCCCGUCUGUUUGGCUCCCCUGGGCAUCUGGUUGGCUCCCCUGGGUGUCUGGUUGGCUGUUGUUCCUUUAUGCCGAACCUUUCAGCACCGAUGUUGAUGAUCAUCGCCGACAUUGACAGCAAUCUCUGGUCUGCAUCUCCCCUUGCAGUAGCGUCAAGGACUCGGUCCACGUCUUCAUCAAAUUGGAGCCACUCUCUUUCUUUGUUGGCUGCAGGCCACACGACCCGUCGAUGUUCUGAAUGCUUGAAACGAGGUAGGACUUGUGGGGCGUGGAGGGUCUGGGCACUGUGGGUUGACUCCUGGCCGGGCACCUCCUGCGUCUCACCAGGUUCUGGACCUGUGCGUUGCACCACCUGCUUCCCCGUCAAGCAUCUCAUUUUGGUCUGGUGGAUCUUCAGACCACGCGGGUUCUUGCAGACCUUGCCGCAUGGACAGACUGCGCUCGUAGUCAUUUUUCCGUUCCGCUUCGUUGCCUGUUUGUCAGUCCUGUUGGGGUGCUCAUCCUCCCCCCCUCUCGGGCACCCCUGGGGGUAUACUUCGUCAGGGCUUUUCGUAGCGUGCUUGUGGGUGCUCCCUCACAGGAGCUGCAGUUUGGGUUGCUGGCCCUCCCUGCCCCGGUUACUGUCUUUCCAGUUGUCAGCUGACUCUCCAGCAGUCACCAUACUGUUCAUGGUCGUCAUCCGGCCUAUUCCCGGAGGUCACUGGCAUGGCCAGAUCAACUAGUUCUGAAAUACACUUAUGGUGCAACUUAAGACACAUCAUCAGUGUUGGCACCUGGGUUCACUGGGUGUUUCGGGUCUUGCAACAUACACCCUCGCCCAGGGGACCCAGCCGGGGUGAUCAAGUCCCGGCUUGUGUCUUAAGAGCAUGUGUCCACGGAUCACCCCGUUUGAUCCACAGCCAUCUGGACGCCUUCUUUGCUGCGUCACAGAUGUUCUUAAUGGCUCGCCUGUUGUGCAGUCCCCCCAUUCCCAGCAUCUUGAGAGCCCUGAUGAGGGACUGGCCAGCGAAUCCUCUGCAUCCAAUCUCGAUGGGGUUGCACCGGGUCCUCCAUCCCCUGCUUCGGCAUUCACUUGCCAGCUCCUCAUACUUGGCUUUCUUUCUCUCAAAGGCCUCCUCCAUCCUGUCUUCCCAGGGAACAGUCAACUCCAGCAGGAAAAUGUUUAAGAAAAUGCAAAGAAAAAAUCUGAGGAAGUUGCAGGACUUUGAAUUCCUGCAGAGUGUUGCCAUUAAUCUACGACCCCUGAUAAUGCAAAGUUGUAUUUGAUGUUGCAAAAAUCAGGGUUAGCACACUCUUUCAUAGUCAAAGUCAUUCUGUUUUAAGUGACGGUCCUCUCUUGUCCGUGCUGGAGGUCACUGAGGCAAAGGUCCCUGAUCCGUACAAAAGGCAUAGUUGAAUCAAAACCACAUUGCUGCAUACUCUUGGCAGGCCCGCAGGCCGUGGUGCAACAUGCCACAUUAUCACCGCAAUGCGACCUUAUCAUGUGUCAAACCCUCACUGUCCUCAUCUUGACCGUUUCUAGAAAUUACAAAUUGAAAACACCACAAAAAGGACAAAGUAAACAUGUCCUGUUCACAUGCAGCGCUGAUAAUCUGUGUUAGUGGGUUUUAUCUCAGAGAAAUGUAGAUAAGGUAAGCCUGAGAACAACUCUGGCAUUGAACUUGGAUACACAAUAUAAUCAUAAACCUACUUUUAACAGAGUGAGAGGCAGGAGGGUGUGACGGAAACAAAGGUUCAAAAGCUGCAGGAACAUUUUACAACCAAUUUUUGAUCUGAUCCAUGCCACCAUUGAUCAAUCAGUUGAUAGAUAAGUAUGCAGACACACUCAAGCCCCAAAGCUAACAAUAGCCAUAAAGGAAUCACUCAGAUUUAUAGCAGAUGUGUGUAACUAUAUAUGAGAAAGAAUGAGUGGCGAUGAACAAAAUAUGUGACCUUUGUUGACAGUGUGAAUUUAUAAUCUGAUGCUUGUUGUUUGUCCAACCUUUCAGGUGCUGAGUAAUGCACGCCUCUUCCUUGAGAACAUAAUAAAGUAAGUAUUAGAAUCAGACAGAUGGUUAUAGUCCACAAAUAUUCAGUGAGAAAGCUGGCUAUCAUAUUUUACCUCAUUUUACUGCAUACAUUUUUAGAUGCCGUCUCAAAAAAAAAAGUUAAAAAAAACAACUUUAAGCUUUAUUAGGAUAACUGCAUUUUGUAUUUCAAAUUCACAGAUUGAAGUAUAAGUAAGCAUGGUUGUCUAAAAUGUAUUUAAAACUGAACUAAAAGGGGAUACACACCUAAUAUAAACAUUUUAAAAUCAACAUCAAGUGCAUCAAUGAAUUCUUCUCUUUCCCCUCAUGCAGGUAUGGUAUUUUGGUGGAUCCUAUCCAAGUGGUGUCUCUCUUCUUAAAGGACCCCUACAGCUGGCCAGCAGCCUGCCUCAUUAUUGGUAUGAAGCCCUCAGUUUAACGUCUUCAUUGUGUUAAUAUCACCGUAACAGGUGUGUCCUCCUUCCAUGACCUUUCUGUUGAUAUUCAACCUGAGCUUGGCAAAUAAUGGUUGGACCUUUACUUCUUGAUCUCAUAUCAGCAAAUAUAAGGUGCUAAUGUUGACUGUAAUAAAAGGUGUUUCACCACCUUUCUGCCUGUUGGCCUCCACUGUCUUCAGCCUGCUGCCCCAGCACACGACAGAAAACUAGCUUGCACUGGCCUAACCCUAACCCUAACCCUAACAACAGACUCCAAGAAAAUCCUCAGCCUCCUCAGGAAGUAGAUGUGGCUCAGGCCCUACUUGUAGGCAGCUUCAUUGUUCUUAGCUCAGUCCAGUUUAGUCCCCAAAUUUACCCCAGCUAUGCGCAGUCCAAGCUGACAUCCUGGAUGAAAAAUAGGGGUCACCAAAAAGUAUUGUUCCUGUGUUGAUUAUUCUACAACAGCUUUUUUGAAUAUCCUUUCUUUAUCGUUCUUAAAGGAGGUUCACUCUUUGGAACAGUAUUUAUUCAGGCAACAACAUGCCUUAUCAGUAUAUCAGUCAAAUGAGUCAAUAAACGUAUAUCUCCUUGUGGGAAACAAUGGGAUGGGCUGGGACAUGUAAAGUAACUUUAACAAUCAAUCAAAAUAAUCUGCUGCUAUUUAAACAAACUGUUGAACUAUUGUCUGAAUCUUUCCUGGAAAAAGAGUGUUAUCUUUUACUUGUUUCUCUGUUUCUGUCUGUGUGAAUUGAAUUUACACUUGGAACAUAAUGAACUCAACCUGUUGUGGUUCAUAUGUGUCUGUGUAGAAAAUGACUCCGGCUCUCUGCUUUGUGUUUCAGUGUCCAAUGUCUUCAUCCUAGCAGCCUUGUACACAGAGCGACGGCUGGCUGUGGUGAGUUUUUCUUAUCAUUUGCAUAUUUUUCCUCAGGUGCAACAAAAGCUCUUUUACAUUUUUGAACUUGUAAGUCAGCUGUUACAGACGUGACAGUCCUCUGAUUCUUAAAUUAGAUUUGCUUUUGUUCUUCUCAGAUCGAUUUAGUCUGUGCUUGUUUUAAAUUUAUAAUGUAAGGAUUUCUUCUCAAGGAUGUUUACUUGAAACAGAUCCUUGAGCUUACACUGUGAAAUCAGUGACACACCUCUCUUCAUACCUGCUCUGAACUCUGAUAAGAAAAGCACUUUGGCUUCAGUUAAGACAAACAUGAUGUGAAGCAUUUACAUUCAGCUCGGUGUUUUCAAAAUAAAAGUCAGAUUUGGUCUAAUCUUGUGAAGUAAAGAUGCUGUUUUCUCUCAAAUGACAUGGACUAAUCAUGGAAACUAAGAGAUCAAAUAAUUCACAGUGAUAUCACUCUUUCUGUUUGUCGUUUCAGGGCACCAUUUCUGAAACAACAGGACUGAUUCUUCACUUUUUUAAUCUGGCAUCCUUGUUGAUAUUUCCCUCAGCCUCUGUACUCACUGUAGACUCCAUAACUCCAGGUACAUGUUCACUUUUUUUGUAUUUAUGCACAGUCACAAAGUAUUAUUGCAUUUAUUCAGGGUAUCCUCAGGGUCUUAAAAAGCUGUAAAACGUCUCAAAUCCAAUAAUUUGAAUUUAAGGCCUUAAAAUGUCUAAAAUUCUCUUAAAAUCUCAUAAAACGUCUGAAAUACAAUUUUGAAAGGUCUUUAAAAUGUGUCAACUCUACUUACAAAUGAAUAACGUGCCAGAGGAAUAAGAAUUGAUUUGAAGUAAAGUAAGAUGUUCCGAUUUCCCUUCAUGUUUUUUGUACUUUUUUGUCAGUAUGGAUAUUAAAUAGGUCUGAAAUUGCAUUUAUUAUGGUCUUAAAAAAGUCUUAAAAAGUCUUAAAUGUGAUUUGUUAAAACCUGCAGAGACCCUGUUAUUACUCAGUCAAUGUGUGUGUGUGUGUGUGUUGUCAGUGGGUGGUGUGCUUUCCUUAGGAGUCUACACUGUGUUGUUUCUCAAGCUGUACUCCUACCAAGACACCAACAGGUGGUGCAGAGAAAUCAGGCACGCGAAAGCCAAGAGACUAACACGGUCAUACUCAUGUAAGUACGUCACCAAGCACAUGAACUUAGACACAAGUUAUUGAAACCGUGAGUGGGCAAAAACAGGCGGUAUUUAGAGUGAGGUAUGAGUUAUAAGGUAAGAGGUGAAUCCUGGAACUGUACUCAUCAAUGUAAAAGGAUGUGAAGGACUAAAAAGGAUUUCAGGCCAUUUUCUUAUGUAUUAUUGUUCUAUUACUGCCAUCUACUGGGGAGAAGCAGCUCUUGGCUGACACAUAAAUCGUGACGCACACAGUCAGAGAUCAAAGUCGUGCGUCUUCAACAGCUGUUAUCACCCUCUGCUUUUUGAAGCUAUUUAAAUCCUAAAUGCAACUUGAUGACUUUAUAUUCUGAAGGAGCUCAGACAGACAUAGAGAAGUGCAUGAGACCCAAAACUGUCAUUAAGUGCUGUUAGGGAGACUUGUCUGACUGUUAAAGAAAAAAUGUGGUUACGUGCUAGAGUAAAAGUGCGAAUUGACUACUUUCACACUUUUAUUUGCAUGUGUUUUCAGGUCCGAAUGUGGCACAGUCCAAUGGUUCAGCAGUUCAGUCUCAUGUCUCCUACCCUGGCAACCUCACACACAGAGGUAUCCUGCCACAGCCCUGUUUUAAAAUCAAAGUUUGAAUCAAAAACACCUUAUUUCAUAGUUAUAAUAUUUAUUUUAAGUUUUCAAGUGUUCUGUCUUUCUUUAUCUUUAGAUAUGUACUACUUUGUCUUUGCCCCAACUCUGUGUUACCAGCUCAACUUCCCUCGUUCACCUCGUAUACGUAAAAGAUUUUUGAUAAGAAGACUUUUUGAAAUGGUGAGAGGUCACUUCAAUGUUUAUUUGCCGAUGACAUAAACUUUGGAUGAUGAUAUAUGUUUUUAUAUAUCUUUUGUAGCUUUUCUUCAUGCAGUUGUUGGUGGGAUUGAUACAGCAGGUAAGCCAAACAUAGUCAGGAUCACAUCACUCAGACAAAAAUCGGCGGUGUUAGGAGGAUUCACAGUUCUCCACAUACUGGCUAACCUUAAAAUUCAGAGCAAAAUAAUAUUGCAAAGUUAAAUGAUGUACGAUCUACCUUUCUAAAUCUGUCAUUAUCGAUAGAACAAUGCAAACUAAAGCCAUUUCUGUUUGUGGUCAACAGUGGAUGGUCCCCACCAUACAGAACUCGAUGAAACCGUUCCAGGUGUGCACACUCACACCCACAACCUCCCAAAAUAUGAGCUCAUUAUAUUCACCUGGAGCAGAACACUGGUAUUUAUAAGAUGUUUUUGAUUGCCUCUUUCAGGAAAUGGACUUUUCUAGGAUGGUUGAGCGCCUCCUAAAGUUAGCAGUGAGUAUCCUUAUGUUCUGGACUUAGAAAUCUAGCUUUGUACAGUCUUAUCACAAGAAAAAAAUGAACACACCCUUCUCCUCUCUUCUCUUCUCUUCUCUUUUCAAGGUCCCAAACCAUUUGAUAUGGUUAAUAUUCUUCUAUUGGUUUUUCCACUCCUCUAUGAACUUUGUGGCAGAGCUGCUGCAGUUUGGAGACAGGGAGUUCUACAGAGACUGGUGGUGAGCACACACACACAAAGUCUGCACUAAAAACACACCUUCAGGUCAAAACAAAGAAAAACAGAGACAAGAGCUGCACUUGUGUUGAGUGUGUCCCAUGUAAUAUUUUAACAAGUAUUUAUAAUUUUGAUGUGAGAUUCUCAGACUUUGUUGUUCUUGUUCGCUUCAGGAACUCUGAGACAGUCACGUAUUUUUGGUCCAACUGGAACAUCCCGGUUCACAAGUGGUGCCUGAGGUGAGUAUCGAACUCCGACCGAACAAGACUGAAUGUUUUUCGAUUUUGUUUGCUUGUUUUUCUAAGUGUUACAUCUAGUGUCUUUGUGUCUCUUACAGGCACUUUUAUAAACCAAUGCUGAAAAAGGGGGUCAACAAGUUUCUGGCUCAAACAGCUGUCUUCCUGGUGUCUGCCUUUUUCCACGAGGUAAAAAGCACAACUUAGUCAUUCCUUAUGUGAUCAAAAGCACUAAACAAUUCCACCUCUCUUGAUCAACCUAAAAAAAACAGGAAGAUUUUUGUGAUACGAAUUACAUAUUGAAUUGUUUGCCUGAAAUAUUAUUAAAAACUGCUGGAAAAAUAUGCAACUCCUCUGGUGACGUUUGACGAAUCCUGACUACUAAAGCUUCAUGCAUUAAUGAUGUUUUUCUUCUGUUUCUUCCUCAGUACCUCGUGAGUGUUCCCCUGAAGAUGUUCAGACUGUGGGCUUUUAUGGGAAUGAUGGCUCAGGUAAGACACGUCCGUUUCUGUUGAAUUUAUCCCUUAACCUACAGCUUGUGGACAAACACACUCCUGAUCUCUCACACCCUCAGGUCCCUCUGGCUUGGUUUGUGGGUCGCUUCCUGAAUGGCAACUAUGGCAACGCCGCCGUGUGGAUAUCACUCAUCAUUGGCCAGCCUGUUGCUGUGUUGAUGUACGUCCAUGACUACUAUGUCAUUCAUUACGGGGGCGCCACAUAG
Xyrichtys novacula (pearly razorfish) is the source of this 15607-nucleotide messenger RNA. Lineage: Eukaryota; Metazoa; Chordata; Actinopteri; Labriformes; Labridae. The record is from the annotation of a GenBank genome assembly.